GGUUCAGAUUAUUCAGCCUUGGGCAAAGACUUUGUGCUGAAUAAGUAUAAAGAUAGGGAUAGUGACAAACCAAGAAAAAAUCCUACUUCUUCUCCAACAAAAUCAUCUGAUAAAGAAAUAGCUGGUUCUUAUAACUCUACUGAAUUUACUGUGCAUAAGCCUAUUCAAUACUUGCAAACUACUGAUAAUAAACUUUUCUUAGUCAAUGAAGUUCCUUUCAAUCGCUAUAAAGAAGGAGAUCUGUUAGCAGUAGAUUUGGAUCGGACUCGUUUCUUUUCUCCGAAUGUUGAGAGGGGUAAAAUAUGGGGUAAUAGUGGCAUAGUAACUAAAUUAGUAGCCAAGGAUCCCUCUGCUCCUUCUUACAAAAAUAUUCCUAUUUAUAAGAGUGAAGAGUUUGAAGGGGACACUCUCAAAGGAGAUUUAAAAUUAGAGAGAUUUACUAACUUGCGGACUUUAAUAAUUUCCUCGCACAAGUUAACCAGUUUAAAUUUAAGCGAAUGUAAAAAUCUUAGAGAGUUAGAUUGCAGUAAUAAUGACCUCAAUGAUUUAAACAUUAGUGGUUGUUCUAAACUCAAAAAGAUUAAUUGCAUUGGUAACAAUUUUUUAGAAGAAAUAGAUAUUAGCAGUUGUUCAGAAUUAACUGAAAUAGGAUCUGGUUUUACUCGUGAUACCGAGGAUGGCAAACUAGUAAAGGGUUCAUUAAUAACCCACGCCAAAGAAGACAGUAUUAGAAACAUCUUAAUAAUUGGCAUAACUGGCAAUGGUAAGUCUGCUUUAGCUAAUGUCUUAACUAACACUAACCAAUUCAAAGAAGAAAAUUCUAGCACUAGUGUCACAAAAAAAGAAAACGCCUUGCUUCGAAUAGGAGAAGGAAUUUAUUCAGCCAAAGAAGGAAUAAAUCAAGUUCUUUUUGUCUUUAAAGAAAAAUUUUCUCCUAAUCAAAUAAUGGCUUUUAAUCUCUUUAAAGAUUUUAUCUCUGAGAGUGGCAUCACUAAGUUUACUACUAUCAUCAGAACUAAUUUCCGUGAUUUCCGCGGAAAGCAAAAAUGUCAAGAAGAUAAAGAUAAUUUACUUUCUCAAAGUUUGGAAAUCAGCGAAAUAAUUAAUUCUUGUAAUGAUAUUAUCCAUGUAGAUAAUCCACCAAUACCAGUAAUCAAUGAGGAAGACAGUGAAGGAGAAAGGGAAGAUAAGCAAGUAGAACUUAACAAAAACGAAAAAGUUAGAGAGCAAGAAAUAGUCAAAAAAGAUGAUAGUUUAAUUAAGGAGGAAGAAUUAAAAAAGGAAAUAGUAGAAACAACUAAAGAAAUAAAAUUACGUCUCGAAGCUGACCCUUUAACUUGCAAGGCAGCCAUUGAAGGAAAAUCCACCUUAGCCAAUGUAUUGGUUAAUAUUGAAAAUAAGUUUAAAGAAAGUUCUAGCAGUGCUAGUGAAACCAAAAAAGUUCAAUUUGAAAAAUUUGAAGAUAAAGGUGCUAAUUAUUUGAUAAUUGACACUAUUGGUAUUGGUGAUACCAAAUUAAAACAAAACGAAGUAUUAGACAUAAUAGCCGAAGCAGUUUAUUUAGUUCGAAAAGGCAUCAGCCAAAUUCUUUUUGUUACAGAUGGUCGAUUUGACCAAUCAGAAAUGUCUACUUAUGAUUUACUAAGAACUAUUAUUUUUGAUAAAGAAAUUACACAAUACACCACUAUAGUAAGAACUAAGUUCCCUGAUUUUAGAAAAGCAAAGAAGUGUCAAGAGGAUGUCGAAGUUCUAGUUAAAGAAGAAGGAAGGCUAAAAGAAAUAAUUGAAUCUUGUCAAAAGAGAGUUAUCCAUGUUGAUAGUCCCUCCAUAAUUGCAGCAGUUGUUGACGAAGAAAAUGAAGAGGAGAGAGAAAGCGAAAACCAGGUGCUAAACAUAAAUAGAAAAAAGAGGAUUAAAUCACGAGAAAUAUUACUAACUAAUUUGCAAAACAUUUGCUCUAAAAAAGAAGAUUAUAGACCUGAAAAAUUGGCCAAAUUAAUUAACAGCCAAGAAAUUGAAACUAAAGAAUAUGAAAAUGAAUUUGAUAGAGUUUCAGUAGAAAACAGUAAAAUUAGUCAGGAAGUUGAGAAAGAAAAACAAACUAGUAAUAACCAAAGUGUUAUAAUUAAAAGUGGCAUAAGGAUUGAAGAAAAAAUAACAAUUUCAAAAAGUGAUGUAGCCAUUAGUAUGAAUAUCGAGGAAAUAAUAGAAAAGUUAGAGAACAAAAAAACUAGGCUAAUCAAAGAAAUCCAAGAAAAAAAAGAAGUUAUUCGUCAAAAAGUAUUAAAACACAUCUUCAAUAAUUAUGAAAGCAUUACUGAGGUUCAAGGCGGAGAUAAUGAACAAAUAACAGUAGGAAAAGCACUAGAUAAUUUUAUUGAUUUUGGUAUUGAACAACUAAAAAAGAAAUAUUGUGGACGAUUGGAAGAAGAAAUAAACAUAUUUGAUCGACAUAAUAAAAGGUUAGAGAAAGAAAAAAAUAGUCAAGAAAAAGUUAUUAAUCGGCUAAAAAAGUUAGAAGAAGUAAUAAAAGAAGAGCUUGGUGAUGAAUACUUUGCGCAGUUAACACUGGAAGAAUAUAGUGAUGAAUUUGAAGACAAAGAUCAUCAAAUAGAAAACUUAAAAAGGAAAGUAGAGCAUUCAGAAGAGAAAAUAAAACAAUUCCAAAAAGAAAGAACAUUAUUUGAGGAAGAAGAGGUAAAAAUUAGGUAUUUAGAAGUCCGAGUGCAGGAGUUAACUAAUUUAAUUAAACAACAGAAAGACAAAAUCAUGAGUUCUUUUUUACGACUUUUCCCAGAAAGGGAGUUACUACAAGAAUUAAUUAAUGUUCAUUUAGAAUUCACCAAAUUCAAAAAUCAAGGGAUUGCCUCUCUUGACUACAAUGAAAAAUGUGAAGAGUAUGAGAAGAAAUCGUUAAGUAUCAAAAGACAGUUACGAACUAAACUAGACAAGAAGACUAUGAAUGAAGUUUGGCGUAUCCUUAUUGAUUGUGAAAAAUUGGUAGAGCAAGAAUUAGAAUUAGAAGUUAAACUUAGUGAUAAAUCAUUGCUGAUUGAAGAACAAAAACAAAACCCUAUCCUACAAACUAACGACAGUAAAGAAAAGCUGAAAGAGCAGGAAGUAACUCAUCAAAAUCAGGUGAAAUUAUUCAAGAGAACAAGGAGCAACUCGAUAGUGACUGAAAUAGCCAAACUACAAGAACAAUUAGAAGCCAAGCAAGAAGAAAUUAAUUAUCUAAAAGAAAAAUCACUUAUUCCUAUACCUGAAAACCAAGAUGAAAGUUUAUUUAGUCAGUCAAUUAACGAACUAGAAGAAAAACAAGUCCCUACCCCUGAUUUAAUGGAGAAACUAAAGGAACAAAAAAAUGAAUUGUCUAACUUGCAAAAAUCAAAUAAAAAAUUAAGAAAGCAACUUUCUUCUUUUGAAGAACUUUACUUUGCUAAAAAACAAACAAUUGAGCAAAAGGAAAAAGAAUUAGAGGAAUUAAAAAAUAGUUUCCUAGAAAAAACUGGUAAUUAUAAUAAAGAAAAAUUAUGGGAAAAUUUCACUAAACUUUUAGAGUUUCAAGCAGAUAUAAUCAUCUCUAAUUCUUCUCCCUUUUUGAUUAAAGAAAAGCAAAAGAUGAAAGAAAAGUUGAUCGUAAAAACAUUGAUAACUGGUGGUGAAUUAGACAAUCUUUGUCAACUACAAACAGAAAUCACACAGUUAAAGUUAGAAAUACAAAGGAAACUCAAUAAUAUUAACCAAACUUUCCAUAUCGACAACCGAACAAUUAACCAGCAAAUAAAAAACAUUCAAGGUUUUAAUAUUGGGGGUAGUAAUAAUACUCUUAAUGAAUUUUUUGAAGAACUGGAAGAAAGUGAAGCAAAUGUUAAUACUGGCAAUAAUUGA
This is a messenger RNA of Ambispora leptoticha, 3891 nucleotides long. The record is from the annotation of a GenBank genome assembly. NCBI's taxonomy places the organism in Eukaryota, Fungi, Glomeromycota, Glomeromycetes, Archaeosporales, Ambisporaceae.